UGAACGAAUCUACGCAUGCCCUUCCUCUGUCCACACUACGUCGUCAUCACGCAGUCAAUUUCCAGCGUUUUAAUAGAAAACAUGUCGGAUUCAUCGUUGCUUGUUGGGAUUAGUGCGGCGUAUCUAAUUAUUGCGAGUGCGAAGAAGAGGCGUGAUAAAAAAAAGCGUUCCAUAUGGAUGAAAAAUUAUUUAAAAACACGAAAUUUUGGUAUCAUUGAUGAUUUGCAAUUAGAUGAAGACAUUGUGUUUAGAAACUUUACGCGAAUGUCCAGAACGAAUUUCUACUAUCUGUUAAAAAAAAUCGAGCCGGAAAUAGAAAAACAAAACACUCGUUUUAGAGAGGCAGUACCAGCUAAAAUUAAGUUUUUAAUAACCAUCAGAUUUUUAGCUACCGGAGAUUCGUUUUCAUCCCUUAUGUAUUUAUUCAAAGUUUCCAAGCAGUUUAUUUCAGAAAUGUUGCCAACUGUUCUGAAAGCUAUAGUGAAUGCUCUACAGAAUUAUAUCAAGCUACCCUCAAGUGAUCAUGAAUGGAGAUCUAUCGCAGAAGAAUACAAUAAACGAUGGAAUUUUCCUCACUGUGUCGGCGCCAUCGACGGCAAACACGUCGUAAUCCAGAAACCAGAAAACACAAUAAGCGAGUUUCAUAACUAUAAAGGAACAGACAGUAUUGUUCUAUUGGGAAUAGCGGAUGCUAACUACUGUUUUACGUAUGUCAACGUUGGAUGCCAAGGCCGUAUCUCAGAUGGAGGAGUAUUUAAAAAUACUUCGUUCUCUAAGAAACUCGAAAAAAAUGAACUUGGUUUACCGGAAUGUGAAGCACUGCCUGGUCGUAUGAUGAAACUUCCUUAUGUCUUAGUUGCCGAUGAUGCGUUCGCCUUAUCUGAAAAUAUUAUGAAACCAUACGCCACAGAUUUGAACAAAGGAUCCCCAAAAAGAGUAUUCAACUACAGGUUGUCCAGAGCGCGUCGUAUUAUAGAAAAUACUUUUGGGCUGCUUUCAGCCGUGUUUAGAAUAUUCCGCAAACCCAUAGAAAUAAAAGUUGAAGAAACAAUAGUUAACAUUGUUUUG
Messenger RNA from Myzus persicae (green peach aphid), 1068 nucleotides. Its product is annotated as protein ANTAGONIST OF LIKE HETEROCHROMATIN PROTEIN 1-like. Lineage: Eukaryota; Metazoa; Arthropoda; Insecta; Hemiptera; Aphididae. The transcript is spliced from 2 exons. The annotation marks the transcript as partial. The record is from RefSeq and is a predicted model, not a curated record.